GCCAAUGGCAAUAUCUGGGCCAAAGUGCUCAGCCAAAAGGCGCUGAGCGAUGCCAAGUGUGGAAGAUCCACCCGGUGAACAGCUGGGUCACUUGAAUUUUGCACAAGGGCUAGCCAUUGCUGUGACAUGCUCCAUUUUUUCGGCCAUUUGGAUCAUUGUAAGACCUCGUGGCUUGGUGGUGCAGGUUUGUACGUGCUCUUUCGUCCUAUCUUUGGUUUGCACGCAACUUCUCAUGAAGGAGUUGGCCUCCAGCGUGAAGUUCAGAUAUCCAGCCAUUGUCACAAGUUUGCACUUUCUGAGUGUUUGGCUGGUGAGCUGGAUGUUUUGGGCCGCUCAAGGAGAGUUGUUCCACAGAUGCAACCCUGCAUCCUUAGGAUCCUCUCGUAGGUUUUUUACUUUCGUUCUCCCCAUUGCAGCCAGUCUGCCUCUGUCCAUCGUGUUCAACAACACUUCGUUGCUAUACAUGGGUGCUGGCCUUGCUGGGGUGGUUGGUACCAUGGCACCCAUCAUCACGGCCAUUUUGACACAUUUUCUGGGCCGGAGAAUCAGCAGACAUGGCUGGAUGGGGGUACUAGUAGCAACUUGUGGUGCUUCAUUCAUAGCAAUUGGUGAAGCUGGAGAUCCUGGAAAAGAAGACAGUUUAGUUCUCUUUGGACUUCUGUUUUGCACCAUGUCCGUCUUCCUGCGAGCCGUGAAAGCAGUUUUGCAGGAUCAGCUCUUAGAACCCACCGCGUAUGCGUCCAGGGUUGAUUUGGAGCAAGGGAAAGGCGGAGUGAAUGGCGCAUCGCCACCAUCGCUUUCACCGAUGCAUGUUUGGGCCUUGACAGCUCCCCCGUGUACCCUGCUGGCCUUUGCAUAUGCAGUGACAACCGAAAGUUUGACAUCUGCCUUUCAUGAGCUUACCACAACUUCUAUUUUCUUCGUUCUAAUCAGUUGCCUAAGUGCCACCAUCUUGAAUGUUCUCGGCUUGAUGAGCGUCAAGCAACUGGGAGCCAGCUCUAUGCAGAUUGUCGGGAAGCUGAAUACAAUAGUUCUCCUCGCGCUCUCCAUGGGCUUUUGGGGUGAGAGUAUGCCGAAGGAAGUUCUGGCAGGGACGCUCUUUGUCCUUCUAGGCGUCGCAAUCUUUGAGCGAGGAGGUUCAAUGCGACCCUCAAAGACAACGCCUCCAAAGCAGAGUCAACUUGAAGUGGACCGAAGCUAACCCUUGGCAGACAAAGAAAGCUGCCUGGUACACUCGGAGAAUCUCUGAAGGACGAAGAGUUCUGCUUGUCAAGCCGACAGCGGAAACUCUUUUGAUUUCGACAGGUUCGUUCUGACUGUUCUAAGCUUUGAAGCUGCUGUACAGCCACAGAAAUACAUCGACCUUAGAAAAAAACC
Molecule: messenger RNA, 1377 nt
Organism: Cladocopium goreaui
Lineage: Eukaryota; Dinophyceae; Suessiales; Symbiodiniaceae
Source: the annotation of a GenBank genome assembly